This is a messenger RNA of Hirsutella rhossiliensis, 1041 nucleotides long. RefSeq names its product regulator of G protein signaling domain-containing protein. Gene Ontology annotation, cellular component: plasma membrane. Gene Ontology annotation, biological process: intracellular protein localization. Lineage: Eukaryota; Fungi; Ascomycota; Sordariomycetes; Hypocreales; Ophiocordycipitaceae. The transcript is spliced from 4 exons. The coding region runs from base 1 to 1041 and encodes 346 amino acids. The record is from RefSeq and is a predicted model, not a curated record.
AUGGAGAGCACUCCCGCAAGGGCGACUCCGUCGCCGCAGCCCGAUUUGUCGAGGAACCGGCUUCCCACCCUCUUCGAGGUGCUGAGCCGCCGUACCCUUCCGCCCGUUGACCUCUUCUCCUUCUACAUCUACAUGCGAGACCAGCAGCGCUCGGUAGAUUAUCUGGAUUUUUGGCUCGACGUGGCCCAACACAUGUCGCUAUGCCGUCAUUAUGUGCGCGAGCUUCGGCGGUCGUCUGGGAUAUUGGAGAGCAUGGGCGACCUAGAUCACCGUGCUGCGGGCCCAUCGAUGUACGCAACGGAAAAGGAGAGGGACCAAGACGCUCAAAUGUCGGCCUUUUUGCGUGAGGACCAAACGCACGAAUCGCCCCAGAGCGGCUCCGGCGCCGUUCGACCGAGCCCGCAGUUCAGCGCGUCGCGCGAUGUGACCGACUCCAACUCCCCGUCGCACACCGUCGCCCGUCAAGACAUCCGAGCUUCUGCAGAGAAAAUCCUGUACACGUUCCUGCUCCCGGGAGCUGAACGAGAGAUCACUCUGCCCGGAUCCAUCACGCAGGACGUCACUGCCGCGAUCGAGGACUACGGCCGCGACGACCCCGAGGUCUUUGAUGUAGCUAAAGACUACGUAUUUCAGGCCAUGGAGAGGGACGCGUUCCCGGGUUUCCUGCGGAUGAAGGCGCUGGGGAACCUGAUUCCUCCCACGCUCGUGAUGCGGCUCAUUGUUGGCCUCAUCUCCAUGUUUGGCGCCUUCUGGGCCGGCUUCAUUCUCAUCUUCCUCGACAGGUCGCGAGCCACGAAAUGCUGGCUCAUUCUGCCCUUCACCGUCGGCGUCUACUUCCUGGCCUCGUACCAAUACUCGCUCGACCCCAUCAUGGCCAUGAUUGGCUUCAGCGAAUAUACGCCUUUCAACUUUUCGCGGAUACGAGAGCCCUAUGUCCGACAACUCCUGGCCAAGCGAGCCGCCAUGGUCCUGGCAGUCACGUUCCUCAUCGACGCCGCUCUCUGCGUCCUCUUCAUCCUCGUGCCCGGCAAAAGGCUAUGA